GGCCGGACGGCUACGCUACCGCCCGCUUGCCCAUGCCGAGUCCACGCCCGCCAGGCUGGAGCCUAGGCUCGUUCCUGCCCAGCGAUCUGCGAUCGAUUGAUAGUGCCUGCACGGUGUGCGCGGAGCUCGAUUGGCCUCGCCUGUGAGGGGAGGAGCCUCCGCCGCUGCCGCCGCGGCGGGCUUGGUUUGUGAGGAAGGGCCUAGGCCCGGGCCUGCGGUGGUAGGGCUUGCGGAGAGCCGGGGCUCGCUGACUGCCGUCUCCUCUGCCCUAGCUUCGCCCACCUCCGCUUCCCAGCGGGCUGGGCGCGGGGACGACCUGCCGGAGUCAUGGAGGACGAGGUGGUCCGCAUCGCCAAGAAGAUGGACAAGAUGGUGCAGAAGAAGAACGCGGCUGGAGCAUUGGAUUUGCUGAAGGAGCUUAAGAAUAUUCCCAUGACCUUGGAAUUAUUACAGUCCACAAGAAUUGGAAUGUCAGUUAAUGCUAUUCGUAAGCAGAGUACAGAUGAAGAAGUUACAUCUUUAGCGAAGUCUCUCAUCAAAUCCUGGAAAAAGUUAUUAGAUGGGCCAUCAUCUGACAAAGACCCUGAAGAAAAGAAAAAAGAACCUUCAAUUACAUCACAGAAUAGCCCUGAAGCAAGAGAAGAAAGUAGCUCCAGUGGCAACGUAAGCAGCAGAAAGGAUGAGACAAAUGCUCGGGAUACUUAUGUUUCAUCUUUUCCUCGAGCACCAAGCACUUCUGACUCUGUGAGAUUAAAGUGUAGGGAGAUGCUUUCGGCAGCUCUUCGAACAGGAGAUGACUACAUUGCUAUUGGAGCUGAUGAGGAAGAGUUAGGAUCUCAGAUUGAGGAAGCUAUAUAUCAAGAAAUAAGGAAUACUGACAUGAAAUACAAAAAUAGAGUACGAAGUAGGAUAUCAAAUCUUAAAGAUGCAAAGAAUCCAAAUUUAAGGAAAAAUGUACUAUGUGGGAACAUUCCUCCUGACUUAUUUGCUAGAAUGACGGCAGAGGAAAUGGCCAGUGAUGAGCUCAAAGAGAUGCGGAAAAACUUGACCAAAGAAGCCAUCAGAGAACAUCAGAUGGCCAAGACCGGUGGAACCCAGACUGACUUGUUCACAUGUGGCAAAUGUAAAAAGAAGAAUUGUACUUACACACAGGUACAGACACGUAGUGCUGAUGAACCAAUGACAACAUUUGUUGUGUGUAAUGAAUGUGGAAAUCGAUGGAAGUUCUGUUGAGUUGGAAGAAUUGGCAAAAUGUCUGGACCAUUAAGAAAAUGGAUUUUGUAAUUAGCUUUAAAACUAAGCCAAGCAACUAGUUUUCCUGCAUAUCAGAUUUUUAAAGCAACAUACAUCCCUUGGGAUAGUCUUUGUUUUUGACCUAACAUCCCUUCUUUAAAUGCCUUCUAUAGUUUCAGAUCAGUAGGGAGACCGUACAAUAAUUGUAUGUUUCAAAACUAUUUUUUUUCAUUUUUAUAAGUUGAUAUUAAACUUUUACCAAUUAAACUUCUGAAAAUUUAUUUUUAUUUUUUUCUUCUUAAAGGAAAAUGUACCUUUUUUAAUAGUAUGAAACAUACACAGUAGAAAUCCACUGUUAUCCUGUUAUUAAUACAUAAAUGGCAAUUACAUUUUUUCCAUAUUGGCGUGUAUCUACAAAUAUUAAAGGAGGAGAAAAGGUAAUAUAAUUUUAGGUUUACCAAAUAUGGUGUGUAUCAAAUAAUACUUGACCAGCUUAUCUAAAUUGUACAUAAUAUUUGAACUAGCAUAUGAAUUUGAUUUUAAUUAUUAUGUUCACAAGCCUGGGAUAUUAGAUACUAUUUUGCCUCUGUAACUAACCUGAUCAUUUCUUGUAAUUUCUUAUACAUGUAUAUUACUUGUUCUUAAUAGAUUUGAAUUCUGGAAACAUGACUUGACUUUGUUGAAA
Messenger RNA from Lemur catta (Ring-tailed lemur), 1918 nucleotides. RefSeq names its product transcription elongation factor A1 (gene TCEA1). Gene Ontology annotation, molecular function: nucleic acid binding; zinc ion binding. Lineage: Eukaryota; Metazoa; Chordata; Mammalia; Primates; Lemuridae. The record is from RefSeq and is a predicted model, not a curated record. Gene Ontology annotation, cellular component: nucleus. Gene Ontology annotation, biological process: transcription elongation by RNA polymerase II; positive regulation of transcription by RNA polymerase II; DNA-templated transcription. The transcript has 10 exons. The coding region runs from base 328 to 1233 and encodes 301 amino acids.